Molecule: messenger RNA, 270 nt
Organism: Ambispora leptoticha
Lineage: Eukaryota; Fungi; Glomeromycota; Glomeromycetes; Archaeosporales; Ambisporaceae
Source: the annotation of a GenBank genome assembly
AUGUGCACUGCCUUUGUUAUUGAUGAUUUGGAUGUGGCUAGUUUUGAAGUUCCUUUUCCUCCUGAUCCAUCAGUAGAAGACUUUAAACCAAAAGAAAAUGGUGAGAUGCCGACCAAGCGUAACAAAUUUUUUAUAUACCGCUCUUACGUAAAUAAAAUGUUGAAGAGUAGAGGUAUCAAAUUGAAGGGUGGCGGUCAAAAGCUUACAAAAAAGCUUUGGAAUGCUCAGCUAUUAGAAUCACAAGGAGUUAACCAACAAAUUUUGCGAUAA